AUGUCUUCCACAAAGUACAACUACAACAAACUCGCCGAUACACAUGUGCUUAUUCUAGGGGGUACAUCCGGACUAGGCUUCGCUGUCGCCAAAGCCUGUCUGGCCCACUCAGCACGGAUAACCAUCUCGUCUUCCUCAUCCCUUCGCAUCGGAAGCACAAUCAAGAAACUCGUAUCAGAAUUUCCCGAUUGCAAGGAGAGAAUCAACUAUUACCCCUGCGAUCUAUCUCGUGAAACAUCAGAACAGGAAAUCGAAUCCCUAUUCUCUCAAGUCGGAAUUGUCGAUCACAUAGUUUACACGGCAGCGGACGCACUACCACUCAUGCCAUUAGGAGACAUAACGCGCGAAAAAAUCAUAGCAGGCGUACAGAUGCGCCUCAUCGCUCCGAUUCUCGUUGCAAAGAUCGGUUCUCGAUACCUAACCCCCGGGCCAGAGUCUUCUCUUACCUUGACAAGCGGUGGAAUCUCGGAACGCCCAACAGAGAACUGGACUAUCGUUGCUGGGGUCAUGGGCGGUGUUAAUAGUGCUGUGAGGAACUUGGCGCUGGAAAUGAAACCCGUUCGGGUUAAUGCUGUUAGUCCUGGACUUGUUGAUACGGAGAUGUGGGAUGCUACGUUUGAGAAGGAAGAAAAGGAUACUGCGUUUCGGGCAUUGGGGGAGAAGCAUCUGACAGGGAGAAUUGCGAGUGCUGAUGAGGUUGCAGAGGCAUAUCUUUAUUUGAUGAAAGAUUCCAAUGUUACGGGGAGAGUUAUUAGUUCUGAUUCUGGAUCUGGAAUUGUUUGA
Penicillium angulare is the source of this 783-nucleotide messenger RNA. RefSeq lists its product as uncharacterized. Lineage: Eukaryota; Fungi; Ascomycota; Eurotiomycetes; Eurotiales; Aspergillaceae. Bases 1 to 783 code for a protein of 260 amino acids. Gene Ontology annotation, molecular function: oxidoreductase activity. The transcript has a single exon. The record is from RefSeq and is a predicted model, not a curated record.